AUGGGAAACCCCCUUCCAUCAGAUAGGAAGAAAGUUACCGUUGGGACAAUCCGAUCCUUGUAUAAGAAGAAGGAGCCCAUCACCGUCAUAACUGCCCAUGAUUUCCCAAGCGCUCACGUCGCCGAUGCUGCCGGCAUGGAUAUAAUUCUUGUCGGUGACAGCCUGGCCAUGGUGGCCCUGGGAAUGGAGGAUACUAGUGAGGUCGUCAUGGAAGAGAUGCUCCUUCACUGCCGGUCCGUUGCAAGGGCGACUAAGGCUGCCUUGAUCAUUGGGGAUCUCCCAAUGGGCUCGUAUGAAAUUGGACCUGACCAAGCUUUGGAAAGUGCCAUCCGGUUCGUAAAGCAGGGUCGUGUGCACGGAGUCAAGCUUGAGGGAGGAGCUGAGAUGGCCCCAACCAUCAAGAGGAUAACCUCGGCUGGCAUUCCCGUCCUGGCUCACAUUGGCCUUACUCCCCAACGUCAAAAUGCUCUCGGCGGGUUCAGAGUGCAGGGAAAGACGGCAGACGGGGCGCUCAGUGUCCUUAAGGACGCUCUCGCGGUCCAGGAGGCCGGUGCCUUCGCCGCCGUCAUAGAGGCUGUCCCGGCUCCCGUGGCUGAGCUUAUAACAAACAAGCUUAAUAUGCCCACCAUUGGCAUUGGGGCCGGCAGCGGGUGUUCUGGCCAAGUCCUCGUCCAAGUUGAUAUGACAGGCAACUUCCCACCGGGGAGGUUCCUACCCAAGUUCGUCAAGAAGUACGGCGACGUUUGGAGCGAAAGUUUCCGAGCCAUCGAGACGUACCGCGACGAGGUCAAGAGCCGGCAAUAUCCGGCCCCUGAACAUACCUACCCGAUUUCCCAGGAAGAGUUGGCGGCCUUUGAGAAGGCUGUUGACUCUAAGGAGUAG
Molecule: messenger RNA, 882 nt
Organism: Scedosporium apiospermum
Lineage: Eukaryota; Fungi; Ascomycota; Sordariomycetes; Microascales; Microascaceae
Product: 3-methyl-2-oxobutanoatehydroxymethyltransferase
Exons: 2
Coding region: 1-882 (293 amino acids)
Biological process (GO): pantothenate biosynthetic process
Cellular component (GO): mitochondrion
Molecular function (GO): 3-methyl-2-oxobutanoate hydroxymethyltransferase activity; magnesium ion binding
Source: RefSeq, a predicted model, not a curated record